AUGCUGGGCCAGAAGACGAACCUCAGCAAGCGCAUCCGUGAGAUGCGUGCCAGCAUAGCCUUGCAAGGGCAAGCAAGGAACUUGUACAGCAAGCCACAGGAAGAGAAGUUCACGCAGAACGUGGAGCGGCUGCCCCAGCUGCGAGAGGCGGUGCAGGAGGAUAUCUAUGUCCUGGGCCUUGCCCGCAAGCAUGAGCUCACCAUCGCUGAGGCUUGCGGAGCGGAGCAGCCCUUGGGCAUUGCUUUGGCCAGUAAGCCGUUGGAGGUGGCCCGGGAGAAGCUCCGGGCUGAAGUCUGUCGCCAGGUGAACACAUGCAACAUGCUGCUGUACCAGGUGGAGCAGCGGAGCCGGGCCAAGGAGCGGCUGCAGAGGCGGCUGCAGCAGCUGCAGGAUGUCCAGAGGGCCGAAAAGCAGCAGCAGGCACAGGUGGUUCGUACCCUGGAGGGCAACAUAGAGAAGAUGCAAACAAAAGUCCGCGCUGGGCAGAAGGUGACUGCCCUGUACGUGGCGGUGCGGGAUGCCCUGAGGAAGGAGCUGGCCCACCUGCCUCUGCACCUGGACCUCCUGAGUGAGACGGCCGAGCUGCAGCAUAGGGAGGUGGAGGACAUGGAGCUCAUGGCCUCGCGUGGGCUCAGAGCUGCUCGUGGAGCCGAGGAGCGCAUGGUCAGGACGAAAACCCAGGUCCUUGCAGAGAGGGAGCUCAGGCUCCGCACCCAGGCUGCUCAGAAAGAGCCCAGAGACGGAGGCUGGCUCAAGGAAGCAAAAGAAAGGGCUCUGAAAACGCAAGCCAAGCAUGACCUCAGCAGGGACUUCCUGAGCCUGCCCGCAGAGGACCCAGUGGUGGCUGCCAAACUGGAGGCCACCAAGUACCAGCUGCAGCGGGAGGCCUACGUGAGGGAGAAGAUAGAGGAGGCCAAGGAUGUGGUGCAGUGCUCCCGCCUCUGGGACAUCCCCAUCAGGCUCCAGGCACAGCAGAAGUCCCUGCUGGAAAUGGAGCAGUACCUCACAAGGGGGCUGGUGGAGGAGCUGAGGACGAGGCUGCAGCGGGAAGAGGCUCGGCUGGAACAGGGGCGAGCCCAGCUGCUGAGGAGCCAGGAGACGCUGCUGGACUUUGAAAACGCACUUGACAACCUCUUCGUCCGGCUGCGGGGCAUCACCGUGCCUGGCCAGGAGCAUCCUGUCAAGGCCCUGGCAGUGGACGAGAAGCUCCGGCAGUGUGAGCAGAAGCUGCAGUACCUGGUGCAGCGGGUGGCUGACCUGCCCCCCUCCAGCCACAGCGAGGAUGAUGAGACUUUUGUGAAGGUCAGGCAGCUGCUGGAGGAAACCCUCAUGGCCGAUCCACGGAACCGGAAAGUUUCCUUGGAGGACACGGGCGUGGGGCUCCAAGACGAUUUUGAUAUCCCUGACAACCACAGUGGCCUUGUCCUCACCAGAGAAGCCAUCAAGAAGCAAGGGCUGGACUUGAUCGAAAGCAAGAAGAAAAGCAAGAGGAAGUAG
Molecule: messenger RNA, 1497 nt
Organism: Pezoporus flaviventris
Lineage: Eukaryota; Metazoa; Chordata; Aves; Psittaciformes; Psittacidae
Product: coiled-coil domain-containing protein 183-like
Exons: 14
Coding region: 1-1497 (498 amino acids)
Source: RefSeq, a predicted model, not a curated record